AUGAAGCCAUUCAAGAAACUAUUCUGUGAACGCUUUUCGUUCACGAUAUGUGCUACACGUUAUGGCCGAAGUGGUGAUUCCCCCCUUUAUCAGAAGACGGCUUCUUCUAUGACAGCUAGGCUCUUACCUCUGGUGAGGUACUUGAGUUCUUUUGCAUAUGAAAAGCUUGAUACAAUUUCCACGGCAGUUUUCUGUUGUCCACGAGUCCCUUUCCCAAGGAAAGGGAGGUGCCAUUAUUGUAGCCUACGUAAAAACUGUGGAGGGACUUCAUAUGCUUGGCACAUUUUUGUUGAGGCUGUAACAUCUGGUGACUAUAUCAAUGCGGCGUUGAGAAAGUGGCAGUGUGCUGUAUACAUCUGCAUUCUGGAGUCUGUGGCUUCCUGGUAUUACCUGCUGGUAUGCCGCUGA
Messenger RNA from Trypanosoma grayi, 408 nucleotides. RefSeq lists its product as hypothetical. NCBI's taxonomy places the organism in Eukaryota, Euglenozoa, Kinetoplastea, Trypanosomatida, Trypanosomatidae. The coding region runs from base 1 to 408 and encodes 135 amino acids. The transcript has a single exon. The record is from RefSeq and is a predicted model, not a curated record.